Molecule: messenger RNA, 1416 nt
Organism: Naegleria gruberi
Lineage: Eukaryota; Heterolobosea; Eutetramitea; Acrasida; Naegleriidae
Exons: 1
Coding region: 1-1416 (471 amino acids)
Source: RefSeq, a predicted model, not a curated record
AUGAACACAACCAAACAGUCUCUCUUUCGUCUAGUACAAUUCAAAAAUGUCUCUUCCGAAAAGCAAUUUUUAAAAAACAUUUGUCAAUAUUAUCCCCUUGCUAUGAAAUAUAUUUCUCUCGAUAGAGAGUCUUCACAGCAAGAAGUACUACUUGGAUCGGAGGAAAAUAGUGUUCAAGAAUUUGAAAAGAGCAUUUCCGAUAUUGAACCAUCCCAUAUUAUCCAAAAACCUUGUAAAUUAUAUGGAAAAAUCCCAAAUAAUUUGGAAAGUAAUGAUGAUGUUAUUUUGAAAUGUUUGGAAAAGGGAACAAAAUUAUUUUCUAUUGAAGAAUUUGAGAAAGGAGAAUGGAGACAUGUUAUUAUUGCACCAUCACUUUGGACAAGUAUUUCAAAACAGAAAAAGGAGAAAAAAGGGGUAAAAAGAGAUAUUUCUCAUAUAGAAGGGGAUGAAAACAAUCAAGAUUCAGAUAUUGUAUUGUCCCACAACAUGGAACAACCUAAUGAUCAAGUCUAUAUGGGUUAUAUUCCUUCUCACUAUGCCGGAAAACUCAAUCGUAAAACAAUCGCUUCCAAAGUGAAAGAGCCAUCAACUUCCUCUUCAUCAUCAAUAACAGAAGAAACAAAAGAAGAGGGAAAAUCUCUCCACAAUGAAGUCAUUUCUGGUUACGAUAACAAAACAAAAACCUAUUCCUUUUCAAUGAAAUCUAUUGGUAUUUUUCAUUCGGUAUUUCCCACAAAGAAUGGAUGUCCAAGACAAUUUGGUCUUGUCGAUUCCAGUAAAGGAAAAUUAGAAGUGACAAUACCACAAGGUCACAUGGCUUUGGAUGGAUUGGAAAAUUUCAGUCAUUGCAUCAUCAUGUUUGUUUUUCAUGAAAAUUCAUUGGAAAGCCAAGAUAAGGUAAAGAUUAGACCUCCUCGUAUGAAUGGAAAUGGUAAGGUUGGAAUUUAUGCUACCAGAACGCCUCAUAGACCUAAUAGUAUUGGAUUAAGUGUAGCCAAAAUUGAAAAGAUUGAAGGAAAGUAUAUUUAUCUUAGUGGUGCUGAUUUAAUAGAUGGCACACCAAUUAUAGAUAUUAAACCAUACAUUGGAAGAUACGAUAGCAUUACAGAAACCAGAGUUCCAGAAUGGAUUCAAGAUGAUUUAUUUGUUCAAAAAAUUGAUGAAUCAAAAAUCAAGUUUUCACAACAAUCAGAAAUAGAACUACAAACUUUGUUACCUAAACUUUCCUUUUACAAAUCAAUAGAUGAAAUCAAAAGAGCUAUCAUUCAAGUUUUACAAAGUGAUCCAAGACCUGUAUACAUGAGGAAGAAAAGAGAUGACAAAUUGUAUGGAUUUAGAAUUGAUGCUGUCAAUGUAAGAUGUAAAUUUGGAGAUGAUGACAGUAUUGAAAUUGUAACUAUUGAAUUAUGGGAAUAA